GAGUGUUUGAACCAAACAAAUUGAAACAAUUCACAAAACAUGGAGGGAGUCUCUCUGCCCAGUUGACCAGGGAGGGAAAGGUCACCGCAAGGACUCUGCAGUGCUGGCUGCCAGCCCCUGGUCCAGCAUGGAGAACGGCGUGGUACUGCAGAGCAAAGAGAUGCCUGUACAGCAUCCGGUGGAGCUGGGCAGACCUGUGCUGUCUCUGGAUGCAGGGAUGGUGGCCAGUUUGGAAAGAAGCUCAGAAAGGAUGGUGGAUGAGAGAAGGCAGAGUUCUGAAAGCAUAAACAGGCCUUGUGCUAUGAGACCCCAAGAGCAGGCAAAGAAGGAUAAGUCUGGGAACAAAGAACAUGCUGUGCGCUUUGAAGAAAGCGGUGAGAGCGAUGAAGAGACUGAUACCUCUGAAGAUUCACUGAGUACCUCCAUGAUGGAACUUUCUGUGUUGCAAAGGUUAGGCCUGCACAGAGUGGCAUUGACGGAACAGGAUGUGGAGGCAGCUUUUGCACACUUGGCUUUGGCCUUCCGUUGUGACAUGUUCACACUGCGGCGACGGGUGCAAGUAGAAGAGCGGGCAAGGAACACAUCUGAGGAGAAUAUUCAGCAGGAGCUAGAGCAGUGCCGGACAACACUGCAGAAACUGGACCAGGCCUGUGUGGAUGCCAAGCACAAGGACCUGCUGGAAGACUUGCAGAAUAGUCUUACAGUCCUAGAAGCAGCAAUUGAGCGGGCAAACGCUGCUGCAGAGAAGUUAGGAGCUGUCCAUCAGGAGGCACGCAUGAGCCGGGCCACAGAGGUGAUGGUGCAGCAUGUGGAGAACCUGAAAAGGCACCACCUCAGGGAGCACACGGAGCUUGAGGAGAUGAAGAGGUUGAUUCAACAGAACUCCCGCAACCGGCAGCUGGCAGAAAACAGGGAUGAUGGUGAUCAGAGACUGAAGCAUCCUCCACUGCGAAUGUUCCAGCAGGGUUCGGCUCGUCGUCGAGUCAGCAUUGCCGUUAUUCCCAAACAAUUAACGUUUCACAGCCCUGAAAGUGGCCAUGGCUCUGAGGGGGAAGCAGUUAAACCAACUGUGGUAGAAGAGGAAAGCCCAGAAAGACAAUCCCACUGCGCCCCAGAAGACUCUGCUGAUAAUUACUUCCUCCUUCAUACUGGAGCUUCUAACGUCUCGCGCCGAAGCCUGCAAAGGACCAACAGUGCUGAGUGUGAGACAGAUGGAAGCCACUGCAUAGAUGGGAAGGAAUCAGAGCUGAGGAGCAGAUGUAGCAUUAGCAAGACUGUAAAAGAAGAGCCUAAAGAAGAACCAGGCAAUGAAGAGGUGAACAAAGAGUACGAGGAACUACAGGAAGAUGUUCUCCUGUUCAAAAGAUCUAACAUGGAGUUCUGCAGAACCUGGUUCUCUAUGCCUACUUACUACUGGGCUUUGUUGUGGCUGUUUUUUUUUGGGAUUGCUUGCCUCGUUCUGAUCCGGAUCCUGGAGCUGCAGAAACAAUAUCCAUUUACAACCUCUGACUCCUAGGCACAGAAGAUUUUGCACCACCAAAAUCACAGACAAUUUGCUUAUGAAAAAUAAAAUUAGGGAAUAAUGCUGUUGAGUGUGCAUGGCCAUAGGAGUACUGCCUACGAUGUUAGGAGACUGCUGUGAAAAGAUCUGGAGCUCAGGACAUCGCCUGACUCUGGCGGGAUGGGGUUAGCUCUUACUCUGUUAAUGGCCCACUGUAAGCCCAGUGAGAGACCUUGAGUUGGGAUAAUGCAUACAAUCUUGCGGAAAGGUGCAAUCAAGGUAUUACCCUUUCCUUCUGAGGUUAAAUGUCCUUCAAAAUGGCACACUGGGAUCAUCACUGGUUAGUCUGUUGGGAUAAUCAUUAGUUGUUCUGUUGGUGAAUGGAGCAUGUCCAUGGAUUUGUGUACCCUGAACUUUGAGCAUGGCACUCUCAGGCUCUGGGGCUCAGACCUCCUUUUAAUUGUAGCACAAUCUGAAGUGAAUCCCAGAUUUAUACAGUGUUAGCAGUUACCAGAACUUGUCAAGAAGAGAGCUCUCAGGUUUCUCAGUGUCAUUUUGUUUGUCUUCAACGGUAUGGUAGAAAAGUAGAAUUGUACACA
Messenger RNA from Varanus komodoensis (Komodo dragon), 2100 nucleotides. RefSeq names its product inositol 1,4,5-triphosphate receptor associated 2-like. Gene Ontology annotation, cellular component: endoplasmic reticulum membrane. Bases 128 to 1516 code for a protein of 462 amino acids. Lineage: Eukaryota; Metazoa; Chordata; Lepidosauria; Squamata; Varanidae. The transcript is spliced from 16 exons. The record is from RefSeq and is a predicted model, not a curated record.